CUCGCAUCUCGCGAGAACUGUGGCCGCCAUUUUGGAUAGAGACUCCAUGUCCUCAGUGCUCGGUUUUUGCGCUCGGAUUGCAUAAGCCUGUCAGACGACCAGGCAGGGCUCUCAAAUCUGUGGCCGUUUGUCCAGGCCUCACCACUGCAGGGUUCAUUCCCUGGGCUUUGGGGUGUCGCCCCGAAAUUGCUGCUGCUACAGAGGUGUCAGACAUACAUCCUCUAUUCCUGGGUGCUGCCCAGUGUAAAAAUCCCAAUUUACCCUGCUGGGGUUAUAGGUACUGCUGGUACCAUCUCUAUAUACUUUAUACUACCCUGUGCCAGGGGGUUGUUGGACAAUGGACCAGAACGCUGCUCAGCUUCAGGCCAUGAUUAAUGAGGCAGUUGCUGCCUCGAUGGAGAAGGCUUUCUCCAGAAUUAUGACGGCGGCUGAUGGGCCAGAUAACCUCGCUGAGGUACCGCAACAGGACUACGAUUCCGAGGCUUCGGAGUCACAGGUUCGUGCCGACUCUCGGCCACAAAAACGCCAUUGGAAAGGAGAGAAGGGCUCUGCUAAUCCGGACAGGGGCAAGGCCCCCGCCAAGCGCGAUAAACCGUCUCCUCUCGCUCCCUCGCCUGAACAUCAAUACUCCUCGGACGAGGAGGAUAAGCUUUCUCCCUCCAUGAAUAUUCUGGACUCGUGGCAGGCCGCGGACUCCGACGUUCCGGAGGACGCCUGGGGCUCAGAUGAGGGCGCGUUUUCCGGUGACCAAAAGGGCACCUUUCUCGACACCGCCCAGCUACCCGACGACUCGGCGCCACCGCUGGAGGAUGAGGAAACCAUCCUGGACCCCUCCGGCCAACGUCUCUUCGAUCCGAGAAACAUCCGUCAUCCACGUUCUGGGGACUGGACGCCUCCGGAUCACCUCGCAAAGUUUAUGCACCUAUGGCUACGCAAACCUAUGGACAAAACGGUUCGCAACCGUUUACGAUCCGAAUGCCCUCGCCCUCUGUUACCCGACUUCGUGGCGCAAACUCCGGAGUUCGACCAGAUCAUGACCACCUUUAUGUCUAGGGGUGGUCGGGACCCUCGCAAAGGGGUUGAGAAGGCAUUCCACGGCGUGCAGGAUAAGCUGUUGGACUCCAUUGGUCCACUUUCCCGCAUUUUGUAUUUGGCGGAUGAUGCCCUAGCGCGAUCAGAGGAGUUUGACGCUAAUAUGGUUCGUGAAUGGGCUCACGACAUUAGAGAAUGGGCUCAACGGUGCUUCUGCUUUGUAGGCAACGCCAACGUAGCCCUCUCUUCUGAGAGGAGGAAAGCAGCAUUACUCCGUCUUGACGGAAAAUUGGUGGAAUUGGGCACCAAAGAACUAGGACCCCUGGCACAGGGCAAGCUAUUUGGUGAGACUUUUCUGAAGGAGCUCAAUAGACAUGUGAAUGUCUUUACCUCGCUUAACAAAGCACAGACCUCCAUGAAGCGGGUCUUCCAAGCCAACUCCCAAAGGGGUGUUUUUGGAAGGGCUGGCCGCCACAGAGGCCGAGCAGCCAGCCGAUUCUGGCCUUCGGGCCCCAGUUCUCAAAGGCCUCAACCGUUCUACCCAGAAACAGGCUAUAGACAGCCUUUCUCCUUCACCAGAGGAGCCGACAGAGGUCGUGGAUCACGUGCCCGGGGCAGGGCUCGCUUCAACUCCACCGUUACAGGACAAGGAGUUCGUUCGGUGGUUCGUGGUUUAAGAGACAUUGACUUUAGUUUAUCCAGUUUUUUCUGA
Molecule: messenger RNA, 1744 nt
Organism: Bufo gargarizans (Asiatic toad)
Lineage: Eukaryota; Metazoa; Chordata; Amphibia; Anura; Bufonidae
Exons: 3
Coding region: 338-1744 (468 amino acids)
Source: RefSeq, a predicted model, not a curated record